Saprolegnia diclina VS20 is the source of this 1992-nucleotide messenger RNA. Its product is annotated as serine/threonine protein kinase. Lineage: Eukaryota; Oomycota; Saprolegniomycetes; Saprolegniales; Saprolegniaceae. Bases 1 to 1992 code for a protein of 663 amino acids. Gene Ontology annotation, molecular function: ATP binding; protein kinase activity. The record is from RefSeq and is a predicted model, not a curated record. Gene Ontology annotation, biological process: protein phosphorylation. The transcript has 2 exons.
AUGAGUGCCCCCUUGCUCCACUGCCCAGCUUGCGACCACGGCAACCCAUUCGCCAACGUCACUUGUGACGACUGCGGUGACAAGCUGCCGGAUUCGGCGCAGAAGCUUCAGACGCUCCGCAAGCGCAUCGACUUUUUCGGCCGCACGAUCGAAAAGACGACCGUCGUCACUGACGCGUUGAACGAGAAGCGCGCCGUCGCCUCGAGUCUACUUGAUGCGGUUCGCGAUCUCUGCCGCCAGGUCGGCGUGGUCCCAUCCGUCGACUUCGCUGAGUCGUCGGCGCUGAUGGUAACACCCGCCCCAGCCCUGCCCUCGACCGACGGCAUGAGCGACGUUGAGACGAUCGAGGCGUACAUUCAACACAUCAUCCAACUCGGUGCCGUGACCAAAGCCGCCAAGGCGCUGCACCCCAAAGCAAGCGAGGCGUUGGCGGUUGAGGUCGCCAAAGUGGCGACCCUCAUGACCGAGAUGAAGAUGCUGCAGAGCCAGCUGUGUGACCAGCAGCCACAAGUCGAGGACGAGCCUGAGAUGCCUGAACCUCGCCGAUUUGUCGAGCCAACGGCGGCCCUUCCCAAGAUUCCAGUCAUUGACGCGUCGGACUUUAAGCAUGCCAAGAUGCUCGUCAACGGCCAGACCUUCCGCAUCGACUGCGGCGUCGUCGACAGUCACCCACUCGUGCGCAAGAAGUUUUUCAGCAACACUCCCGACCAUGACGCCAUCCAUCAGUUUCAAGGCCACAUGGAGCUCACCGCCUCGCUUGGCGGCGCCGACGGCACCAUCAUGACGCUGGCCGGCGUGUCGGGUGUCAACACGCAAGCACCGGCCCUGUACUUUCCCUACAUGGCGUACGGCAACCUCCGCGACCUGCUGCAGAAGACCAAAAGUCAACGCUUGCCUUUGCAGACGCGGCUCCGCAUGGCCAUCAGCGUCACAAAGGCUGUCUCCAAGAUGCACGCUCUUGGCUUCAUGCACCGCGACGUCAGCGCUCUGCAUGUGCUCGUGGACGGCGACUACGCAGCCAAGCUUCUCAUGAGCACGAGCAGCCGCGAGCUCUCGGGGGGCUUGAUGACGGUGGGCGUCGGCCCGGUCAUGUCGUCGGCCCCCGAGACGCUUCGGUCCGACGUUACCUUUGAAGGCCGGGCCAACUACUCGGAGAAGGCCGAUAUUUACUCGCUUGGUCUCCUCCUCAUCGAGCUCGACACGCACGACCUUCCGUACGCCCACAAGAAGGACCGCAACGGACGACAAAUCAACGACUCGAUGCUCACAGCGCUCCUUAGCUCCGGCAAGGACGGCGACGACAUCUUCAAGCACAAAUUCCACUCGAGCCCCAGCUGGUUCCAAGCGCUCGCGCUUGAGUGCGUGUCGGUGGAUCCGGAGGCGCGCCCUUCCGCGGCGGAGGUGCUCCGUCGUCUCCAAGACCACGUCGAUGCACCAGGCGUCGCAUCUCUCUCCACGAUGGCGCCCAUCGGUGUCAACGUUCGCGUUCUCAAAGCCAGCAACCUCGCUGAAGUUCAAAGCUUUGGCGUGCAAGAUGUCAUGUGCAAGCUAGCGGUCGGCAUGACCAAGCACACGACGUCAACGUGCCGCGGUAAGCAAGGAGCAUCGCCUUCGUGGCCCACCGACUCGAUAUUCUUCUUUCCCGCGGUGCACCUCCUCGACAUGACGAUCGAGGUCAACCUCCUCACGAGUGACUCGUGGUUCUUUGGCAAGCAGAUUGGCCGCGCGCAGCUCUCGCUGGCCGAUGCGAUCUUGGCCGACACAAAGCAACUCCAAGAGGUCAAAGUGUACACCAAUGGCGCUGUGCAGGGCAGCUUGUAUGUCGUGGUGCAUUUCACGGGCGGUCUCCUCCACUGGAUCAGCGCGUACAUUGAAGACAUGACGACAUACCUCCAUAGCAUCCGUGGCACCACGUCGCGCAGCGAUGAGAUUCGAUCCAAGCUCUCGACCGCCAUCAUCAUUCGUGACAAGCUCUUUCAUAAGGGCAUCUAA